Prorocentrum cordatum is the source of this 873-nucleotide messenger RNA. NCBI's taxonomy places the organism in Eukaryota, Dinophyceae, Prorocentrales, Prorocentraceae. The record is from the annotation of a GenBank genome assembly.
AUGGCCGGCGUGACUGCCGCAGCCGCUGGCGGCGCCGCCACCGCCACGGGGUUCGGCCUCUUCGGCUACAACAGGGAGAACUACAUGUACGACGCCGAGUUCCGCUACGAGCGGUUCUCGGCAGGCCGCGAGUUCGCGAUCGAGCAGAUGGACAUGUACCGCGAGGACCUGCGCAAGCUCUCGGAGCUCACCGCGAAGAAGUGCGGGCUCUACAGCAUCUUCGCCUCCCUCGGGAUGGCGCUCUGCGUGGCCCUCUACUGCGCGGGGCGCCUCGGGCUCCACGGCCCCUCGCCGCCGAUGCACGUCAUGGGACUCUGGCUGACCUGUAACGCUGCCGCCUUCGCGUACUACGUCGUGGCCAUUUGGCUCUCCGUCCACGCCUGCUACAGGGCGAGCGCGGCCACCACCCAGCUCCUCACGCGCCGGGCGCGCGUCCCGGUGCCGUCCCUGAAGCAGCUCGACAGGGCGCGUAGGUUCGCCUCCGAGUUCGAGCAGCAGGACUGGUCCGACAUCUUCCGCAUUCCGUACCCCCGGGCGUGCCCGUCAGGGAGGAGCUCGCGGAGCGCGCGAGCUCGGAGCCGCCGCAGAGGCGGAGGAACAAGGAGUCCUCCUGGGUCCGGGAUGAGUUCGACACCGACAAGGCGGGCAGCGUGUCUGGGCCCACGAAGGCGGCCCCCUUCACCGACCCCGCGCCGGAGCACUUCGAGCUGUACACCGACGUGCAGAAGCACUGGAUCCAGUACGACAUCUACGCCCGCGUGUCGCUGCUGUACGGCUACAUCUCGUUCGUGCAGUCCCUCUGUUACUACGGCCUGGGCCACAUCAACGUCGAGCUCAGGGCUUGGUGGGUGGCCUACGCCACGGCGUUCGUGA